Messenger RNA from Centropristis striata (black sea bass), 3839 nucleotides. It is a transcript of the gene ssr1, whose product is annotated as signal sequence receptor, alpha. The record is from RefSeq and is a predicted model, not a curated record. The transcript has 10 exons. The coding region runs from base 91 to 993 and encodes 300 amino acids. Lineage: Eukaryota; Metazoa; Chordata; Actinopteri; Perciformes; Serranidae. Gene Ontology annotation, cellular component: endoplasmic reticulum; endoplasmic reticulum membrane.
GCAGUAAUGGUACCGGAAGCGGCUCUCUCUCUGACACCAGGCUGGCAGUCUGACACUGAAUGAGAACAGCAACUGAUUUCGGCUCCAAAGAUGAUGAAAUUCCUGCCCAAGCUGCUGCUGCUGGCGCUGUUAGCCUUCCCGGCGACCCUCCUCAUCAAGGGGCCGACGGCGAGCGCCCAGGACCUGACGGAGGACGAGGAGGCCGAGGCCGUGGAUGAAGACGUUGUGGACGACGUGACGGCCGAGGCUGAAGACGAGGACGACGAGGCGGAAGUGGAAGACGACGAGAACGCAGAACUGACGGAAGAGAAGGAAGAUGAAGAGGAGGAAGCGUUGGUCGGAGAGGUGAAGGCUUCCCCCAACGCUGACACCACCAUCCUGUUCGUCAAAGGAGACGACUUCCCGGCCAACAACAUCGUCAAGUUCCUGCUCGGCUUCACCAACAAGGGAUCAGAGGACUUUGUGGUGGAGUCUCUGGACGCGUCUUUCCGUUACCCACAGGAUUACCAGUUCUACAUCCAGAACUUCACCGCUCUGCAGCUCGGCAUCGCGGUCCCCGCCAGCCGACAGGCCACCUUCGAGUACUCCUUCAUCCCCGCCGAGCCCAUGGGAGGCCGGCCGUUCGGACUCGUCAUCAACCUCAACUACAAGGACGCCAAUGGAAACGUUUUCCAGGACGCCGUGUUCAACCAGACCGUCACCAUCACAGAGCGAGAGGACGGAUUAGACGGAGAGACCAUCUUCAUGUACGUGUUCCUGUCGGGCCUCGGGCUGCUGGUCGUCGUCGGCCUCCACCAGCUGAUGGAGAGCAGAAAGAGGAGGCGUCCAGCUCCGAAGGUGGAGAUGGGAACCUCGAGCCACAACGACGUCGACCUGAGCUGGAUCCCCCAGGAGACACUCAACCAGAUCAUGCAGAGUCGCAGAGACAAAGCAUCUCCCAAAAGAUCGCCUCGCAAAAGGAGCCAGAAACGCUCCGCCGGCUCGGACGAGUGACGGGCGUCUGACACCACGGAGACAAAUCUACACCCAACCGUCUACAGAGGAGGAGGAGGAGGAGCAGGAGGAGGAGGAGCAGGAGCAGGAGGAGGAGGGCUGUGAGCUGCCCUCUCUACUGAAAAACUUUAACCAGUGCCAAGCCCAGCGAUGGCUGGCUCUCUACUUACAGCUUAAAAACUGUUGAAAACACACACACACACACACACACACACACACACACACACACACACACACACACACACACACAGCCCGUUUUGUUUAACGAUGACAGAUUUGUGAAGCCGUCACAGGAGGGAGAAGUGAAAAGAGUGUUGGGUUUAAAGGGCACGUGAGGACUUUAUUCUCCCAGAUAACUGCUGGUGUGAUCGUUGUGAGAGCGAUUUGAUUGUUUUGUUGUUGUUGUUGUUGUUGUUUACGGCCUCCCUCUCUGCUGCUGGGCUGCAACUAAAAGUGGAUUAUUAUUUGAUUUGGUUUUUUACAGUUAAAGUAAAAAGAAAAAAAUGCUCCAAAUUUCUGGUUCCAGUCUGUGAAAUGUCACGACUUACUUCUUUUAUUUGUCUCCUGAAAGAUGAAGAUCUGUGGUUUUAGAGCUGAGAAGUCAACUUGUGAUUUGUGACUAUUUUCGUACAUUUAAACCAAACGAUUGGAGUUAUUUUUGCAGAAUGGAAUCGGCUGUUAGUUGCAGCCCUGCUCCGGUAAAUAAUGCAGUUUUUGGUUUGUUUUGUGGUUUGUUUUUUGCAGCUCUGUUGCUGCUUUUCGUUUAUUUCUCUGCACUGAUCCUGAAGGAAAAGUCUGACACUCCGUCUCCAGAAGUCUGCAAGGACUCUUUUUGUGCAUGAACGCACUCCUGCAGACAGCGUGAGGGAACGUUUUAUAUCUGGAAAAACGGCAAAUGAAACAUAGAAUGUGCGGUUUAUUGUGCUGUGACGUCGGUAAAAUGUUUUGAUCUAAAACUGCAACGGUUUCGAGUCGAACGCACAACGGGACACGUUUCAGAGGCCGAAGUCUGUGAAAUGUUUUGCUGAAACACUGGAGAAAUUGUGGCCGUUUUGCAUUCAAACAUCUUAUUUAUAUGGGAGCUUGUUUCUGUCAGUUAUCCAAGAACAUUAGCUGAAAAGUUGCCACAAGAAAGCUUAUUUUGAGAAGGAUCUUUGGCAGAAAUGAGCUUCUGUACAUUUAAGAACGAGCGCUGAAAUGAUAAAGUCCUCCGAAGAAAGAAAACAAAUAUUCUGAUGAUAAAUUUAGUGUUUUUUUGUCAGAAGUGUUAAAAAUGCACUGGUUCCGACUUCUUAAAUGUGAAUAUUUUCUGGUAAAUCUGCUGAAAAACGAGCAGUUUGAAGCCUCAGAUUUAGGCUUUGAGCAUUUUUUGUUGUGGUUUUCUGAUGAAUCUGUGGUCACAUUAUGGAAAAAAGGCUUCAUCACGAGUCAUAAAUUGGGAGAUUUUUGACUCGUUUCUCGUUUCUCAUUUUUGAGAUUCUGCGUCCUGAAGAUCCAGAUGGUAACAUUAGCAGGUAGACGGUAGAAGUCGGCCUCGUGCCCUUUAACCCCGACACUUUAAAGUUCACCCCUAAAGGUCCUAAAGGGGACGGAGCGUCUCGUCACCCUGGAAUGUGCUCCAACAGGCCGGACGGGGCGUCACCAACACCAGAAUUUAAAUCUCCAAACCAUCGACGUGUGCCUGUUUUUUCUACUUUUCUGUCUGUAAAAUGUCUUUUUACUUCCGGCUUUACUCCUCAAAGCAGCUUGUUCAGAAUCAGAACAAUAAUCGACCAGAUUGUGAAUUUGAGUAUUUUUUUUGUUUUUGUCUGUAUGGGAGCCCAUUACUGCCAAUGUGAUGGAAUUAAAAAAUAAAUAAAUAAAAUAAAUCCUGUAAGUCAUUAAAAGGAAACUUCCCCAAUUUUUUUUAGCAACUUAGUAAAACAAAAUAAUGAAAAACUUUCUCAAAAUAAUGACUUUAAUGUCUUAAAAUAAUCUGAGUAUUAAAACAUAGUCAUGGAAAAAAUUAUAAGACCCUUGUUUUCUUCAAUUACUUGUUAAUUUUAAUGCAUGGUACAACUAAAGGUACAUUUGUUUGGACAAAUAUAAUGGUAACAACAAAAAUAGCUGAUAAGAGUUUAAUUUAAGAGCUGAUAUCUAGACAUUUUCCAUUUUUUUCUUGAUAAUAUCUCUAGAUAUCAGCUCUAAAAUUAAACUCUUAUCAGCUAUUUUUGUUAUUUGUCCAAACAAAUGUACCUUUAGUUGUACCAGGCAUUAAAAUCAACAAUAAUUGGAGAAAACAUGAGUGGUCUAAUAAUUUCUUCCAUGACUGUAUAUACUUUCAGAACAUUUCUUAUUAUUUGUAUAUAUAUUAUUUUGAGAAAGUAUCAUUAUUCUGAGAUAUUAAGUUAUUUUAAAGGAAAGUGUCUGAUAAUAACUUGCAGAAUCUUUUCUUUAUUAUCAAAAGGUGAAAUUGUGUUUAUUUCCUGGCAGAAAUGUGCUUUCAUAUCAUUUUGUUUGUUUGUUUUCUUUUGGACUGUAAAGAUGUUGACCUGGCUAAAGCACUGGUGUAAAUACUGGCGGGUGGAUGAUGAACUGAAAGCAGAAAUUACUGAGCUAAUUUAUUUGAGUGACAGAUGGGGCUGAAACGGGAGGUUUUGUGCACUGUUUUUUGUUUUGUUUUUCUAUUAUUUGACCACUAGGGGGCGACACUGGCUCACAGUGGCUCUGUGAGUCUGGACUGCAGCUGCGUGUUGGACUCUUUGAUGCACUGCAGGUUUCUGAAACAUCGGGGCUGUCACUCAUAGAUACCAGCUUCUACUUUUAUUUGCUUUUAAAUGUGCAGGAAAUAAACUUUGAUGAUUUGC